Fonticula alba is the source of this 2090-nucleotide messenger RNA. RefSeq names its product NADH dehydrogenase (ubiquinone) Fe-S protein 2. The record is from RefSeq and is a predicted model, not a curated record. The transcript is spliced from 5 exons. Gene Ontology annotation, molecular function: NADH dehydrogenase (ubiquinone) activity; quinone binding; NAD binding. Bases 136 to 1605 code for a protein of 489 amino acids. Lineage: Eukaryota; Rotosphaerida; Fonticulaceae. Gene Ontology annotation, biological process: mitochondrial electron transport, NADH to ubiquinone.
CCCCCGCCCACGCCGCCCGCGAAGUCCCGCGCCGGCUUCCCCUCCCCUCGCCCCUCCUCGCCCGCCCCUUUCUGAGGAAGGCCCCCGUAUAGCCGCGCCGCCGCCCCCUGCUUCCCGGCCCGCCCGAUCGCCGCUAUGCUGCCCUCUUUGACUCGCCGCGCCUUCACCGGCCAGCUGAGCGCCUUCUCCCGCGCCGCCGCCUCGUUCAACACCUCCCGUGUGGCCGCCGCUUACGCCACCUCGGUCAGCACUGGCCAGGCCCCGGUCGACCCGGACCUGCGUGAGGAGGAGCCCCCCUUCCCGGCCACCUCGCGCGACCUGCCCGAGACCCGCACCAUCAACAUCGGCGGCUUCGGCAACCCCCUGCGCAAUGUGACCCCCUACGUUGAGGCCACCCGGCCGUCGGUGUUCCACGACAGCUUCGGCGAGCAUGACCCGUUCAUCGACAACUACACCCUGAACUUCGGCCCCCAGCACCCGGCUGCUCACGGUGUGCUCCGUCUGAUUGUCGAGCUGGAGGGUGAGAACGUCUCCCACUGUGACCCGCACGUCGGUCUGCUGCACCGCGGUACCGAGAAGCUGAUCGAGUACAAGAACUACGUGCAGGCCCUGCCCUACAUGGACCGCCUGGACUACUGCUCCAUGAUGUGCAACGAGCAGGCUUACUGCCUGGCCGUCGAGCACCUCCUGGGCAUUGAGGCCCCCCUGCGCGCCAAGUACAUCCGUACCAUGUUCGCCGAGAUCACUCGUAUCUCCAACCACAUCAUGGCCGUGUGCGCUCACGCCAUGGAUGUCGGUGCCCUGACUCCCCUGCUGUGGAUGUUCGAGGAGCGUGAGAAGCUCAUGGAGUUCUACGAGCGUGUGUGCGGUGCGCGCCUGCACGCGGCCUACUUCCGCCCCGGCGGUGUGGCGCAGGACCUGCCGCUGGGUCUGCUGGAUGACAUCCACAAGUGGUCGCUGGAGUUCCCCUCCCGUGUGGACGAGGUGGAGGAGCUGCUGACCGGCAGCCGGAUCUGGAAGAUGCGUCUGCAGGGCAUCGGUGUGAUUUCCUCCGAGGAGGCCAUCAACUGGGGCCUGUCCGGCCCGCUGUUCCGUGCGUCCGGCCACAAGUGGGACCUGCGCAAGGCCCAGCCCUACGAUGCCUAUGAGUAUGUGGACUUCGAGAUCCCGGUGGGCACCCGCGGUGACUGCUACGACCGGUACAUGGUCCGUGUGAAGGAGAUGCGCGAGUCCUGCCGCAUCAUCAGCCAGUGCAUCAACCAGAUGCCCCCGGGCCCGGUGAAGGUGGACGACCACAAGAUCGUGCCGCCGCCGCGCGCCGAGAUGAAGCACUCCAUGGAGGCCCUCAUCCACCACUUCAAGCUCUUCACCGAGGGCUUCACCGUCCCCAAGGGCGAGACGUACACCGUGAUCGAGGCCCCGAAGGGUGAGUUCGGUGUGCACCUGGUGUCCGACGGCACCAACCGCCCGUACCGCUGCCGCAUCCACCCGCCUGGCCUCAUCCACCUGGCCAUCAUCGACCGCCUGGCGCGUGGCCACCUCGUCUCGGAUGUGGUCACCCUGCUGGGUACGCUUGAUGUGGUGUUCGGUGAGAUCGAUCGCUAAGGAGAGAGGAGGGCCCCCGAGGCGCGGGAGGCGGGGGGGGGGCCGUGCGGCCUCCACUGCCGCUCUCCUUGGCGCGCGCGCGCGCGCGCAUGAAUGCACCGGGCGGCGAGAAGCGCGGUGCGCGGUGCGCGGUGUGCGCGCGCGCGCGCGUGCGCCCACACAUACACACAAACACACAUAUAAACACAUACACACCCGUGUCUCCCGUGUGCCUCUCCCCUCCUGCUCCUGCUCCUGCUCCGGCUCCUGCUCCUCCUCUUCGUUUGUGUUCGCUCCUCCCGGGGUGUGCGCGUGCGCGUGCUCGCCCGGUCGGGCGGAGACCGAGCCACCUCCCACCACAUCUGGCCGAUGGGUGCCGAGAGGGGGCAGGAGGGGGACCGGCCGAGCAAGGCCCCAGGGGCGCGCAUGGGCUGCGCCUGUGCGCGGGUGUUGGCCGCGGCGCCGCCGUUGCCUGCAAGCGCGCGCGCCCCCGCGGCCCCCCCCCC